UUAUUACUUUGUAGUACUUGUUUUGUGUUUGCUAAUUGGAGACAAUUAAUCUCUAUCUUCAUUAUACAAACAUUUGUCAUUAAUGGAACCGACCUGAGAUCAGUUAAAUCCUAUAAGACACUGGUUUAUGGGCUCACUUUAUCAGCGGUGAACCACUGACAUUUUGAAAUGGAAUCACCUAAGGAAGAUUCGCUUGCUGAAAUCAAUUAUACUGAAUGCAAUGUAAAUGUGUAUAUAUAUUUCUCUCUUUCUAUAGAAAAGUGUUAAAUGACUAUAUUUUGUGUGCUGUGGAGAAGAAAAACACAGAGGAGAUGAAUAACUCUACAGUGAACUUCACCACACCUGAAACAUCUACAAACUCCACAACUCAGUCCUUUGGGCCACUGCAGAUUUUGGAAAUGUGUCUGCACAGCAUCAGUUUUGUGUUUGGUCUUCCGACACACACAUUUGUUACAUGGUUCAUCAUGACAAGAACAGCAAGUGGAUUUGCAUUAGAGUUUUUCUUCCUCAAUCUCUCUGUUUCUGAGAUUGGUAACUGUCUGAAUAGUUUGAUCAAUCUACAGUUAUUUUGGUAUUCAGGCCUCUCAACAUUAAAAAAUUGUUUAACAGGACUAACUAUCACUGGCCGUCCUCUGUUUCAGUGUCUGAUCUGUGUUGAGCAUUACCUGGCAGUGGUUCAUCCUGUAACCUUUCUGAAGUACAAACCUCUCAGAUAUAGAGUGAUCUGCUGCACUGCGGCCUGGAUAAUCACUCUUGGAUCCUGCUUGAGUUGCAUGUUUAUAGUUUCACUAUACAUUGUAUAUCUGUGGUUUCUCUCGCUGCAGUUUUUACUCUUUGUCUCCAUCCAGUUGUUUUGUCUUGUGGCUGUUCUCAGAGCUCUGAAGCAGUCAGGACCAGGAGAGAGAGGGAGAAAGAGAAAGGAAGAAAACAACACGAAGAGAAGAGCAUUUUAUCUCAUUCUAAUAACUACUGCAACCAUGGUUAUCAUAUAUGUGCCACUUACUCUCACAGCGUUAUAUACCAUUCUGACAAAUCUGAUUAUUCAGGAAGUUUGGUUUCCUUCUGUGAUUUGUUAUGUGUUGGCUGGUUUUGUUCAGCCUGUUCUUUAUCUGCACCGGACUGGAAAACUCUCCUGUCUCUUUUCUCCAUAAAACCAGCUAAUGCUAUUAUUUUACUUUUCAAAUCUAGGGAUUAGGGUGUCCUUCAAAUGUACUUACUGUAUAUCAACCUGAUACCUUUCAAACUCAACAACACAACAACCUGUACACUUUGACUGACUUCUAAAAAAUGC
Megalobrama amblycephala (Wuchang bream) is the source of this 1291-nucleotide messenger RNA. RefSeq names its product somatostatin receptor type 5-like. Gene Ontology annotation, cellular component: membrane. NCBI's taxonomy places the organism in Eukaryota, Metazoa, Chordata, Actinopteri, Cypriniformes, Xenocyprididae. Bases 216 to 1151 code for a protein of 311 amino acids. Gene Ontology annotation, molecular function: G protein-coupled receptor activity. The record is from RefSeq and is a predicted model, not a curated record. The transcript has a single exon. Gene Ontology annotation, biological process: phospholipase C-activating G protein-coupled receptor signaling pathway; positive regulation of Rho protein signal transduction.